AUGGAAACUGUCCGUGCGAUGGAAACGAUUUAUCCUAUCCAUACUACACUUCCUACCUACCUAUCUAUCUACCACCUAGAUACUGAAUCUAGUACCUAUACACCAUGUCCUCCCAAGACAGCGACACAGAAAGUUCCAUCUACAGCCAAACAAAGUAACCCUCCUCCCUCCGCUCCCCCCAAAGUAUCCAAACUAAUCAGAAUCAGACCCUCCAAAACCCCCAAACAAACCUUCCCUCUCGCCCACCCACCCCCAAAAUUCACUCCCCGUCUACGCUUCCUCCCCCGUCUUCUUCUCCAAAUCCAACAACUCUCAUCCACCUCCCACCGCGUCCUCCCAAUCCUCGAUAUCUACCAACCCCCCAUCCAGGGAAAAUCCCUCCCCAAAUGUCCCCGCAAACUCCACGCCCGGGACAUCUACAUCCUACAGAGUGACGCAUACACCAAUCUUCCAGCCUCUACUCCCACCCGUCCCAGUACCAGUCCUGGUGCUGGCAACGGCAACGCAAUCUCGAAAUCGGAAAUACUACAGUAUCCCACCACCGCGGGAGUUAUCUACCUUUCUCCAUCGUCGUCUAAACGGCAACAAAACCAACAAGGGGAGACAAAUAAUAAUACCACUACAGGGGAAGUAACAGACGAGAUAUUCUUCCCCUCGACACAACAAUCCUGGACCGUGACACGAUCCCACAAAGGAUACAAAUUCACUAGUGUUGGUGCUGGUGCUGGUGCCAAGGACGGAGGAGGAGGAAUCACGCUCGAAUGGCGAAGACGCUUUCCCGGAGGGCGGAGACCCGUCUCGGCGUCGGUGUCGUCGGCGUCGGGAGUAACCGACUCCGAUGCCAAUGCCAAUGCCAAUACCAACAACGCUAAUAAUGGAAAGGCUUGCGAAGAUGAGAAUCCCCGGUUCGUGUUGUGCGUUACUAGUGGUGGGGCGGAUCCGCGAGUUCGACGGUCGGGGCUGGCUGGGUUGGAGAAAAAGGGGCUAAGGGUUGGGGGGUGGGAGGCUAAACAGUUGUACGAACUGAGUGAGAUAUAUGCAAUGACAACAGAACCAAUUCAAUAUUUAUAUCCAGGGUCUUACGACCCUGAAAACCUACAAUGUACGGAAUAG
Molecule: messenger RNA, 1113 nt
Organism: Aspergillus sclerotioniger CBS 115572
Lineage: Eukaryota; Fungi; Ascomycota; Eurotiomycetes; Eurotiales; Aspergillaceae
Exons: 3
Coding region: 1-1113 (370 amino acids)
Source: RefSeq, a predicted model, not a curated record